Molecule: messenger RNA, 974 nt
Organism: Scheffersomyces stipitis CBS 6054
Lineage: Eukaryota; Fungi; Ascomycota; Pichiomycetes; Serinales; Debaryomycetaceae
Gene: CSP37
Product: Csp37p
Exons: 1
Coding region: 1-873 (290 amino acids)
Source: RefSeq, a predicted model, not a curated record
AUGUCGUCCUCUAAGUAUAUUCUUGCUGCCACAGCCAUUGCUGGUGGGGUCUACUACUAUGACCAAAACGUGCAGCCCAUUUUCCCCCGUCCCAACCAGAUCCACCAGGAAUUGGAACGGGUCGAACAUAAAGCUGCCGAGUCGGCUUCCAACUUACAACAGAAGUUGACAAGCAAGAUUGACAAGGGCAAGACAGACUUGUCGAAAAAGACACUGGAAUUGUCAGACACACUCAAAGACACGAAAUUGUACCCGGCUCCCCUGGCUACCGACACUAAGGAAGCGGCUUCAAUCGUCGACGACAUCAAGAAGACUGUGAGCUCUGGUGGCGACGUUGUGGCCGACUUGGCUGCUUCCGUCAAGGAGGAAAAAUCGAGAGUAACUCGGACUGUGCAUGGCUACAUUGACUUCAUCAAUUCUCUCGGCAAGUCUGAGAAAUCGGCUGUUGAGAAGCUUGCCACCGAAGCUGAGGCUACAGCCAAUUCAUGGUUCGACUGGUUCGGCAAGAGGGAAAAAGACGUAGAAAACGUUCUUACAUCCGCUCUGAAGGAAGCUGAGAAGACCACUAAUGAAUGGUUCUCCUGGGGCUCUAAGAAAUCAGACGAAAUCUCGUCUACCUACGAAGAUAGUAAGUCCAAGUUGAAUUCUCGUUUCAGCCAGGAAAAGAAAAGAGCAAUCGAUACGUUCGAGAAUGCAAGAGCCCAAUAUGAGCAGGCUAUCGAAAAGGCUAGUAAGGGAGUAGACCCAGCCUACCAGAAGGCAGCCCAGAAAGCUAAGGAAGACUUGAACAAGUCUGUAUCAGAGUUGAAGGCUUACGGUGAUGACGUGUACACCGAGUAUUCCAGCAAAAUCAAGGAUCUCUUUAGCAAGUAGACACUGAACAGUCUCAGCAAUGGUGGCAAUUGCCCCCACAGACUGAAUAAAUAUCUAAGUUUGUAUUAACACAGUAUGUAUUUAAUAUAUACAGAUUUUGU